GCUUAGCAACCGCGUCUUGACUUCCAGCUGUUUUGAGCACCAGUGGUGGGAGAUCGACCCCUCAUCUGGUAAAUUUCGCGCUAAAGAAAGUACUCGUGGGUUAAAAACUAGUCUCGUUGGAGUCAAGACUAAUUUGUUUGGCGCUUCAAGUCAAAAGGCAGGAAUCAUGAAUCUGAUGUCUGAACGUGAUGCCCCCUUCUGCUCCAUGGUGCGAGCGUCUGGCCAGGGUGAGAUCUGGACACACACGCACGACGAGCUCAAGUUCACCCAGUUUGGCUGGAGGUCCACCACAAACGAAGAGGGCUACAGGAGCAAAACACUGGUGGGCAACUGGAACGAGCAUCGCUUUGACGUAGACCACCAGCGAGUCCCCAGACGCCUUCCCUCCCAAUACGAACACUACUUCGACACCACCUACGGCAGUACGCUAAGCACCAAGCCCGCAGAGGUACCAGAGUCCUUGAAACACCUUGCAGAACGGGAGCCCAUCGCUUUCCCUGGCAGUCAACCGGAGCUGGACCCACCACUGCUUAAGAACGAGUACAAUUCCUUCCAGACAACAUCCCGGGCAGCGUAUGUUGACCCCAGGGUCAGAAAGGAACCAGUAGUGCCACCAGAAAAUGCUACUCAGGGAGUCGGCAAUAGUCCUAGCAAGAAGUAAAUAGACUUAGCAACACUAAAUAGAUUCUGUACUAGAGUACAUAACCGAGGAAGACCAUGCCAUGUAACAUUAUAUACAGUAAUAUUACUGUAGUCAAUUCCUUCUUUUUUUUGAGAUAUGAAUAUGCCACAAGCAUUCCUCUGCCAAUACAGUACUACAGUACUAGUCCUGAAAAUAAGAGACUAACCAGUGUAUCAGAAAGAAUUGUAAAAGGACUAGAAAAAACUUGUCUAUGUUUACACACAUACUCAUGUAACAUUUAAAGGUACAAUUUUGUAUUACCAAAAUAAAGACACACAUGAUAUGUA
Molecule: messenger RNA, 969 nt
Organism: Branchiostoma belcheri (Belcher's lancelet)
Lineage: Eukaryota; Metazoa; Chordata; Leptocardii; Amphioxiformes; Branchiostomatidae
Product: UPF0686 protein C11orf1 homolog
Exons: 2
Coding region: 167-661 (164 amino acids)
Cellular component (GO): nucleus
Source: RefSeq, a predicted model, not a curated record